Molecule: messenger RNA, 3593 nt
Organism: Morchella sextelata
Lineage: Eukaryota; Fungi; Ascomycota; Pezizomycetes; Pezizales; Morchellaceae
Exons: 2
Biological process (GO): DNA integration
Molecular function (GO): nucleic acid binding
Source: RefSeq, a predicted model, not a curated record
AGGAUAAACUGGAUGGGGAUCAUUUUGUUGCUUCUUGUAAAAUUAUAAACAAUAAAAUACCCAUUCAAACUCACGCACUGAUCGAUACCGGUUGCUCCGGAUUCGCAUUCAUUGAUGAAACAUUCGCGCGCCAUAACAACUUCCCAUUUCUCCCCCUUAAAUCACCCCGCACUCUUGAAGUCAUCGACGGUCGGCCCAUAUCUUCUGGACAAAUUACCCACCUCUGCUAUCUGCCGCUAUCCAUUGACUCCCACCAUGAAACUACCCCCUUCUUUGUUACCAAACUCGGCUCGUACCCACUCGUCCUCGGAAUCCCCUGGCUUCAAUUGCACGAUGCAACAUUACGGUUCAAGGAUAAUAGCAUACUAUUCGACUCCGAGUACUGUAAACGCAAGUGCAACUCUUCCCCGAUACCCGUUCCUAUUAGAGGGGUUGCACCACCGCCCCGUUUUCACCUCGUCAGUUCAGCUGCUCUUUGUCGCUUUGCUCGGAGAGACAAACUCCAAAUCUUUAGUACAACUAUUGAGGAAAUAGAUCAAGCAACGGGCGAGGCCCCUAAGCAAGACUGGAGGAACCGGGUCCCAACCCGGUAUAAGAGAUUUCAUAAAAUGAUGGACGAAGAAUUCGCCAAAGAGAUGCCACCUCGCCGCCCCUAUGAUCAUAAGAUACCGCUCAAGGGAGAGAAAGAGCCCCCUUUUGGGCCGCUUUAUGGUAUGUCCCGCGAAGAACUCAUUGUGAUGAAACAAUACAUACAGGACAACCUUCAAAAGGGGUUCAUUCAGGCCAGCUCUUCGCCUGCCGGUGCCCCUGUCCUAUUUGUUAAAAAGGCCGAUGGAACACUCCGCCUCUGUGUCGACUAUCGUGGCCUCAACGAACUUACUGUCAAAAAUCGCUACCCGCUGCCACUCAUCCGGGAAACUCUCGACCGCCUUUCCAAAGCCAAGUGGUACACCAAACUUGACCUUCGCCAAGGGUACAACCAGAUCCGAAUGGCUGAGGGUGAAGAAUGGAAAACAGCCUUCCGAACGCGUUACGGACAUUUCGAAUACACCGUAAUGCCCUUCGGCCUUACCAAUACACCAGCCACCUUUCAACAUUUCAUUAAUGAUUGCGUCCGUGAUUACCUUGAUAUGUUCUGCACAGCCUACCUUGACGAUAUCCUUAUUUAUAGCGACACCUUCGAGGAACAUCAAGUACACGUCGAAAAGGUCCUGGAAGCCCUACAAAGGAAUGGAGUACUGCUGAAACCGGAGAAAUGUGAAUUUCAUACACAAAGCACCACCUAUCUCGGCCUGAUUAUCGAACCCAAUGGUAUUAAAAUGGACCCAAAGAAAGUGGAGACGGUGAAGAAUUGGACCGUCCCCAAAACAGUUAAGGAUGUACAAGCAUUCCUAGGUUUUGCUAACUUUUACCGCCGAUUCAUACGCGGGUUCUCGGAAAUGGCUUCUCCUCUUACCAGACUGACACGUAAGGAUAUAUCAUUUGGAUGGACAUCCGAAGCCCAAACCGCCUUCAACGCCCUGAAAGGAGCCUUUACCACGGCGCCCAUUCUUACUCAUUUCGACCCGGAGAAGGAAAUUACUGUGGAAACCGACGCAUCUGACUAUGUCUCCGCCGGUGUACUCUCCCAAUACGAUGACAAUGGUAUCCUCCGACCUGUUGCAUACUUCUCGAAAAAGCACUCCCCCGCCGAAUGCAACUACGAGAUUUACGACAAGGAAUUACUGGCAAUCAUUCGGUCUUUUGAGGAGUGGCGACCGGAACUUGAAGGGGCUGCACACCCAAUCGCCGUCAUAUCCGAUCAUAAGAAUCUCGAAUACUUUAUGAGGACCAAACAACUCAACCGGAGACAAGCACGGUGGGCAGAAUACCUGUCACGGUUUGACUUUGUUAUCAAAUACCGACCAGGGAAACAAGGAGGGAAACCGGACGCGUUGACAAGAAGAUCAGGAGAUCUCCCUGGAGAGGGGGAUGAAAGACAAUUACAUCAGAGUCAAGUCGUGUUGAAGAAGGAGAAUCUCGAUGCAAAGCUAAGUUUGUUGGCGGGUUCUUUCUCAAACGAGCCCGCUGAAAAGAACGCCUCACUGCAGGAAUUAUUCGAUGAAGGAUAUAGCGCUGACCCGUUUCCCCAAAAGAUACUGGAUAUGCGGGAUAAAGGCGAUCGACAAUCAAAGGAUAUAUCACUCGCCGAAUGCACCGAGGUUGAAGGCCGAUUGCUGUACCGAGGCAGCAUAUAUGUCCCCGAUUACGACCCUCUUAAGCUUCGAAUCCUCCAACUUUACCAUGACGCUGCCUCUGCUGGACACCCGGGACGCGAAAAAACAUUCGAACUCGUCAGCCGGGACUACUACUGGCCCCUCAUGCGAAAUUAUAUUGCCCGCUACGUUCGGAACUGCCACACCUGUCAACGAAGCAAACCCAAUACCCAUGGAAAGCUCGGCGUACUUCGACCUUUACCGAUUUCCGAACAACCAUGGCAGGAGGUAUCGAUGGACUUCGUUACUGGCCUACCGGAAAGUGAAGGGUACGAUGCAAUUAUGGUAGUGGUUGACCGGCUAACGAAGAUGCGACAUUUCCUGCCCUGCAAUACUACUGUCAAUUCCGAAGACGUCGCCCGACUAUACCUGCGAAAUAUAUGGAAGCUCCACGGGCUACCCACACACGUCACCUCCGACCGCGGUACGCAAUUUACAGCUAAGUUUUGGAAGGCUCUUUGUAAACACCUCAACAUCGAGGCAAGGAUUUCCACCGCCUUCCACCCGGAGACCGACGGCCAAACCGAAAGGCUGAAUGCUGUCAUGGAGCAAUACCUACAAUUCUCCGCCAACAAUCAGGUCUCCGCAUCCACUAAAGCUACGCCAUUCUUCGCGAACUAUGGAUUCCACCCCCGGUUCACAGUGACGAUUAAAUCGCUUGACAGGACACCACCGAGUCUCAAUGCUAAAGACUUCGCCUUGAAGAUGAAAGAACUCCAUGAGUACCUACGUUCCAACAUCCGCACGGCACAAGAUCAACAAGAGCAGGCCGUCAACACCAAACGAACGCCGGCUCCACGGUACGAUAUCGGCGAUAUGGUGUUUGUUUCAGCAAAAAACAUCCGAACCACGCGUAACUCCCGGAAGCUGGACUGGAAGAAGCUGGGACCGUUCCCCGUUAAACAAAUUAUAUCACCCUAUGCGUAUCGAGUCGACCUGCCUAGGAGUAUGAAGAUGCACCCUGUCUUCCACGUAUCAUUGCUAGACCCCGCUGCAAACGAUCCUGUACCGGGGCAAAUUCAACCACCACCCCCACCGGUUAUCGUCGAGCAAGAGGAGGAGUAUGCAGUUGAGGAAAUCUUGGACUCGCGAGAAACACGGAAUGGUGGCCUGCAGUACUUUGUUAAAUGGACAGGCUAUACCGACCCUACCUGGGAACCCGCCGCAUACCACGAUAAUACCGCCGCCGUCGAUAUCUUCCAUACAUAUUACCCCGACAAACCUGGACCGUCGGAAGGCAAGAUUAAGGUUAAGGCUCGCAGGAGCUCGCGCUUGAAGGGGGGGGCUACUUUCAUGGAUCGACUAGUGGAGGUACGGGGUUACGGAGAGUUGUAUUAG